AUGUUAAUUGAACCAAAAUUAACAAACACAUCUACAACUUUCGGUAAACCACCGAAAAAACAAAAUUUAUUGUUACAAAGCUUAGGUGCUCCGCAUAUAGAUUCUUUUAAUUAUAUGUUAGAUGAUGGUAUUUCCGAGGCUGUUCGAGAUAACCCAUUUGUUUAUAUUCACCUUCCAAAUGAAGACAAAGUAGCUUUAUGGAUCGAUGAUGUAUCUAUUCAUCAACCUAGUGUUCCAUCUGGUACAAUUGGUGUAAAGAAUCAUAAGAUUUAUCCCACAGAAUGUAGACAGCGUGGAAGUACUUAUAAAGGAAAAAUAACAGUCAAACUUGGUUGGUCUAUCAAUAAUAAAAUACAAGAAACUCUUGAAAGAGACAUGGGAGAAAUUCCAAUUAUGAUUAAGUCUAAUCGUUGUCAUUUAAAUAAAAUGAGUCCAACAGAGUUAGUUGCUCAUGGGGAACAUGAGCAAGAAUGGGGUGGAUAUUUCAUAAUUAAAGGGCUUGAAAGAAUUAUAAGAAUGUUAUUAAUGACAAGAAGAAAUUAUCCUGUUGCUAUUAGAAGAUCAGGAUGGAAAGCCCGUGGUAUACAAUUUAGUGAUCUUGGUUUACUUUUAAGAAGUGUGAGGGAUGAUAACACUGCAGCAAUUAACACUUUACACUAUGUAACUGAUGGUACUGCAAAAUUAAUGUUUUCAUAUAAAAAAAUUUUAUAUUAUGUUCCAUUAAUUUUGAUUUUAAAGUGUUUGAUUGAUGUCUCUGACAUUUUCAUUUAUAAUGCAUUAACAGCUGGAUGUGAAGAUAAUUUAUAUUACAUAGGUUGUAUUUUAAAUAUGUUAAGAACAAUACAUGAACAGGAUUUACACAGCCAUGAUGAAUGCAAAGCAUAUAUAGGAAGAAUGUUUAGAAUAAAGUUUUUUGAAAUACCUCAAGAUAGUACUGACACAGAUGUUUGUGAUUUUAUCAUUAAACACUGCAUAGCAAUUCACCUUAACAAUCCACUAGAUAAAUUUCAUUUACUUGUGUUCAUGACAAAAAAGUUAUUUGCUCUUGCGUUGAAAUUAUUGAAAGAGAAAUUACAUAGUUGGCUAAUUGGUCUUAAAUUGAAUAUCUUGAAACGUGCAAGGAGUGCUGGUAAUAGAUAUACUUUAAACGUGCAGGAAAUGCUGAAUGCACUGAAACAUGGAACUUCACUUGAAUCACAAAUGGAAAACUUUUUAUCUACCGGAAAUAUAAGUUCGCCAUCAGGUUUAGGAUUGAUGCAAAAUUCAGGUCUCACGAUUGUUACUGAAAAUAUUAAUAGGAUGCGUUAUAUGAGCCAUUUUCGUGCAAUACAUAGAGGUUCUUUUUUCCAAGAAAUGCGAACUACAGAGGCUAGACAAUUAUUACCAGAUGCAUGGGGUUUCAUUUGUCCUGUACAUACACCUGAUGGUGUACCUUGUGGCCUUCUUAAUCAUUUAACAAUGAAUUGUAUUAUUACAAAACAUCCGAAUCCAAAGUUGGAAGCUAAUAUUCCUGUCAUAUUAAUGGAUCUCGGAAUGAUUCCGUUAUCGAUUGCUGAUGAUUGGAAAAAUUCAUAUGUUGUAAUGUUAGAUGGAAAAUUGAUUGGAUUAAUCGAUGAUAGUAUAAUUGCAAGAGUAACUGACAAACUACGAUUGCUUAAAAUAGAAGGCGAAGAGAUUCCAUGCACAAUGGAAAUUGUAUGGGUGCCAAAGAAAAAUGUACCAGCACAAUAUCCAGGAUUAUAUUUGUUUACAAGUCCAGCUCGCAUGAUGAGGCCAGUAAUGAAUUUGGCUGCCAAAAAAGUCGAGUAUAUAGGAACAUUCGAACAAAUUUACUUGGACAUCUGUGUUACUCCAGAAGAAGCCUAUGAGGGGUUAACGUCACAUCAAGAAUUAUCAAAAGUGGCUUUCUUAAGUAAUUUGGCAAAUCUCAUCCCAAUGCCAGACUGUAAUCAAAGUCCCCGAAAUAUGUAUCAAUGUCAAAUGGGUAAACAAACAAUGGGUACUCCGUGCCAUACAUGGCAAUUACAAUCUGAAACUAAGUUAUAUAGGUUGCAAACACCUGCAACACCACUCUUUCGGCCAGUACAUUACGAUAAAAUUAAUCUUGAUGAUUUUGCCAUGGGCACUAAUGCAAUAGUUGCUGUUAUUUCUUACACGGGAUAUGAUAUGGAAGAUGCAAUGAUUAUAAAUAAGGCAGCAUAUGAUAGAGGUUUUGCACAUGGAAUGAUUUACAAAUCUGAAUUUGUAGAUUUGAAAGAUCAGAAAAGUUAUUUUGCAAGAAACCCUGACAAACCUGAACUUGCAGAAAAAUUAGAUUCUGAUGGUCUUCCUAUACCAGGUACAAUUAUUAAAGAAGGUGAUACUUACUAUUGUUAUUACGAUGCAGAUAAAUCAAUGUAUGUUACUAGUAAAUAUCAUGGAAAGGAAGAUGCAUAUGUUGAUAAUGUAAAGCUUUGUGGAACAUUACAUAGUCACAUUCCACGUAGAGCUUGUAUUACCUUUCGUAUUCCACGUAAUCCUAGUGUGGGAGAUAAAUUUGCUUCAAGGGCUGGUCAAAAAGGUAUUUGUUCUCAAAAAUGGCCUGCAGAAGAUUUACCAUUUACGGAAACUGGUUUAAUUCCUGAUAUCGUGUUUAACCCCCACGGUUUCCCAAGCCGUAUGACAAUAGCCAUGAUGAUCGAAGUAAUGGCUGGAAAGUCGGCAGCCAUACAUGGAUUAGUACACGAUGCAACAUCGUUUAGGUUUAACGAAAAUGAAACAGCGGUUGAAUAUUUUGGAAAAUUAUUGGAACGCGGCGGUUAUAAUUAUUAUGGAACAGAAAGAAUGUAUUCAGGAAUAGACGGAAGAGAAAUGACUGCGGAUAUUUUCUUUGGAGUAGUACAUUACCAACGAUUACGGCACAUGGUUUCAGAUAAAUGGCAGGUCAGAAGUACCGGUCCAAUCGAUGUCUUAACAAGACAACCUAUAAAGGGUAGAAGAAGAGGUGGUGGCAUUCGAUUUGGAGAAAUGGAACGAGAUUCGUUAAUAUCUCACGGUUGUUCAUUUCUACUUCAAGAUCGUCUUUUUCACUGUUCAGAUAAAACUACAACCCUUGUUUGUCAGAAAUGUGGAACAUUGUUAGGUCCAGUAACGGAAGUGGCUUUAAAUGUAUCAGGAUCAGGUGAUAAAACGAGAUGUCGCCUCUGCGGCGACGACGAAUCUGUUAGAGAAGUCGAUAUACCAUAUAUUUUUCGAUACCUCGUAACACAAUUAACGUCUUGCAAUAUUAACGUAAAAUUGUCAUUUGCAGAAAAAUGA
Messenger RNA from Habropoda laboriosa, 3297 nucleotides. RefSeq names its product DNA-directed RNA polymerase I subunit RPA2 (gene RpI135). Gene Ontology annotation, biological process: DNA-templated transcription. Gene Ontology annotation, molecular function: DNA-directed RNA polymerase activity; DNA binding; ribonucleoside binding. Lineage: Eukaryota; Metazoa; Arthropoda; Insecta; Hymenoptera; Apidae. Gene Ontology annotation, cellular component: nucleus; RNA polymerase I complex. The record is from RefSeq and is a predicted model, not a curated record.